UUCAGCAAACAUGAAAAAUGAAAUUGAACAAGAGAGUUUAUCCUGUGGAGCACCGUGCUUCGUAAGAAAACCGAUCAAACCAAACGAUCCCAACAACAUGUGGAAGCAUGCUCUAGACCACAGAAUUAACGAUGGUUCAAUCCAGGACGAUACAGAUGGUUCAGAGAAAAUCCAGGACGAUACAGAUGGUUCAAUCCAGGAGAAAACUUCAAGUAGCGAUCCAUGUGAUGGAGAUUCUUCAUCAAAGACGACUAAAAGGGUUAUGAUCAAAUGGACGACAACCCUUGAAAAUGAAUUUUCCAUGGCCAUUGAACACAUUGGCGUUCAUAAGGCCACGCCUAAGAAGAUUUUAAAAUUCAUGAACCAGAAAUCCCUGACGAGAGCACACAUAGCCAGCAAACUACAGAAGUACCGACGAAACUUGAAAAGAGAUGAAGAGCAAAGAACGAAGGAAAGAAUAGCUACGCACUCAACACUUUCAUCAGAAGGAGGCUACAUCAAUCCACAGCACUCUUACAACUACAACACAAGGCUAGGCAACAACAAUCUUUUCAAUGUCCAACCUGGCUAUGGUCUUGGUCAAUCCAGCUUCAUGGGGAACAACAAUGCUGGUUUACAUGACUCUCUCAACUGCAUGAACCGUAGACCCACCUAUGAUUUGAGCCAAACCGGAUCCAAGUUGCUUCCCAUGAGAGGCAAUCUUGGGUUUCAAAACGGUAUGUUGCCUGUAAAAGAGGAAUGGAGAAGCAUUCCCGGAACAUCUCAAGCUCCUAGGUUUGGACAAUAUGGUACAACAAGCAAUGCUUUGGGUAUGAACUAUAAUCCUACUACUGGUACUACGGGCAGUAAUAAUUACGUUGGGAUCAGAGGAGAUGAAAAUGGAGAUUUGGUUGGACUUGGUGGAUUAAGAGUUAAUGGUAAUGGUAAUGGCUCUUUCAGUGGAGCAAGGGUUCAUGGUACUGGUAGUGGCUCUCUUCAAGGAAUGAGCGUUUAUGGUAAUGGUCAUGGGUCGUCUCUUGGUGGAAGAGGAGUUCAUGGUACUGAUAAUGGCUCUCUUGAAGGAAAAAGAGUUCCUGGUAAUGGUCAUGGGUCUCUUGGUGGAAGAGGAGUUCAUGGUACUGGUAAUGGCUCUCUUAAAGGAAUAAGAGUUCCUGGUGGAAGAGGAGUUCAUGGUACUGGUAAUGGCUCUAUUGAAGGAAUAAGAGUUCCUGGUAAUGGUCAUGGGUCUCUUGGUGGAAGAGGAGUUCAUGGUACUGGUAAUGGCUCUCUUGAAGGAAUAAGAGUUCCUGGUAAUGGUCAUGGGUCUCUUGGUGGAAGAGGAGUUCAUGGUACUGGUAAUGGCUCUCUUGAAGGAAUAAGAGUUCAUGGUGCUGGUAAUGGUCAUGGAUCUCUUGGUGGAAUAAGAAUCCAUGGUAAUGAUAAUGGAAUAAGAGUUCAUGAUACUAGUAAUGGCUAUGGCUCUUUUGGUGGAGUAAAAGUUCAUGGUACUAAUAUUAGUUAUGACUCUUCUGAUGGAAUCAUAGUUCAUGGCAAUAGCAACAGUAAUGACUCUCUUGGUGGAAUAAGAGUUCAUGGUGCGGGUAAUGGUAAUGGUCAUGGAUCUCUUGGUGGAAUAAGAAUCCAUGGUAAUGAUAAUGGAAUAAGAGUUCAUGAUACUAGUAAUGGCUAUGGCUCUUUUGGUGGAGUAAAAGUUCAUGGUACUGGUAAUAGUAAUGGCUCUCCUGAUGGAAUCAUAGUUCAUGGUAAUAGUAACAGUAAUGACUCUCUUGGUGGAAUAAGAGUUCAUGGUACUGACUCUGUUGGUGGGAUAAGAGUUCAUGGUACUGAUGCUGGCUCUGUAGGUGGGAGGAAUGUUCAUGGUACUAGUAAUGGUCAUGGAUCUCUUGGUGGAAUAAGAAUCCACGGUAAUGAUAAUGGAAUAAGAGUUCAUGAUACUAGUAAUGGCUAUGGCUCUUUUGGUGGAGUAAAAGUUCAUGGUACUGGUAAUAGUAAUGGCUCUCCUGAUGGAAUCAUAGUUCAUGGUAAUAGUAACAGUAAUGACUCUCUUGGUGGAAUAAGAGUUCAUGGUACUGACUCUGUUGGUGGGAUAAGAGUUCAUGGUACUGAUGCUGGCUCUGCAGGUGGGGGAAAUGUUCAUGGUACUAGUAAUGGUAAUGGUUCUCUUGGUGUAAAUUUUGGCAUGAACUGGAACUUCAAUAACAACAACAUGAGUAACCAUGGAAGUUCAACUCCAAUGUUUCCUUCUGCAUUGUCAUCAUUCUUGGGUAAUAAGGAUCAGGCACAAAACAACUUGAUUGCUCAAACUGGUGGUGUGAUCCCUGCACUAGAGAAACCCAAAAUGUUUAGUGAUCACCAUGACAUCAACGAGGUUUUUUCUGAUACAAAUAACUCUCAGUUUCAUCAGAACCAGCAUCAAGGUAACCUGACUGGUGUAAAUUUUGAGGCGCCUACUGCUUAUCCUCUUGAAGACAUUAGCAGUUGGAGUUUUAAUGACGGUACCAAUAAUGAAGAGAUGUUGGACACUCUCGUUGCUAAUCUGGAGAUGUAUUUGCCUACUCAGGACAUGAACAUUACAAAUCAGGGUAAUAAUCAUGAAGAAAUGUUUAACUCUCUUGCUGCUAAUCCGGAGAUGCACUUUCCUACUCAGGACAUGAACAUUACAAAUCAGGAUUGUGACGAUGAAGACUUCAUGGACUAUUUGAUCGAUCCUGACAUGAAUUGA
Messenger RNA from Brassica oleracea var. oleracea, 2722 nucleotides. RefSeq names its product filaggrin-2-like. The record is from RefSeq and is a predicted model, not a curated record. Gene Ontology annotation, biological process: positive regulation of DNA-templated transcription. Bases 11 to 2722 code for a protein of 903 amino acids. Gene Ontology annotation, molecular function: transcription cis-regulatory region binding; DNA-binding transcription factor activity. Gene Ontology annotation, cellular component: nucleus. The transcript has 8 exons. Lineage: Eukaryota; Viridiplantae; Streptophyta; Magnoliopsida; Brassicales; Brassicaceae.